AAUAUAUUUGUUGUUUUCUCUUAUGAUGAAGUUGAACAUUGAAAUUACUUUUUCUUUUCUUUUUUUUUAAGAAGUUAACCAGUUUAAUCAGCAUGAAGCAGUUGAUACAUUUAAUAUCUAUUAACAACAAUUAUAAUAAUAAUAAUAAUAAUACAUCCCUUUUUUAUCUCAAAAGACAAACAUCAAGAUGGGCCUGACUGGGAUUUCACAUGUCACGUGCUGACUAAUUUGGCACUGCCUCUUGGCCACCUUUCACAGUGGGGUGUUAUAUACCAGCGGCACCUUGUGUCCUUAAAAAUUUAAUUAUCUAUAAUUUGCUAGCACCACGUUGAUACAUGCUUGUGAAAUGGAUUUGAGAGACGUAUCAUUAGGUCCGUCAACUUCACACCAUUUAAAUAAAUAAUAAACAAGCAUUAAAAAAGUACAGGGUCCAGGGGCAACUGGUCCUAAUAUUAAAGGGAUAGUGCACCCAAAAACCUGUCAUUAAUUACUCACUCUCAUGUCAUUCCAAAGACCUUUGUUCAUCUUCAGAACACAAAAGCUCUUGGACUACAAAAAUAUCUUGUGAGCCUAGACAAUAUAUUAGAUGAACAUUUCAAUGUUUUCAAAACCUAAUCCAAUUCAACUUGCUUUUCUCCACAAGGAAAGCACGGCGCUAUCUUUGGCGGUUCUCGGGAAACAUUCAUUAUAAUAAAAGUAUGUCUCACAUCUCUGAAACCACUUUCACCAUCAGCGGCUCUGCACGCCGCCGCCACGUCAUCCAUCUUAAUGAGAUUCGAAGACUGGCGAAGUUCAAUACGUUGGUGAGGAGAAGCAUUGAGUAAACAUUAUCCAGAAACCUCAGUCAGGAGAUUAAACGUGACCCGCUGGUGUGCUGGCUAAAGCUCUGUUGUUAGGCAUCCACAAGAUUUCACAUGUUAGUGAGGAAUAGCCAGUCCAGGUCUCUAGUAAUGGAGAUGGAGCUCCAGCGCUGUCUGAACAUCACUUCCACAGGAAGAUCUCCAGAAGCAGCAUGCCGCCCGUAGAUGCUUUCGAUACACACAAUGGCCACCUCCCUCAUGGGACGGUCAGCAAGCCUCGCAAGGCACGUAAGAAGCUGCAGGUGAUUGUUUGUGUACUCUUUGUGGAGCUUUUUGAGAGGUUCACCUUCUUUGGGAUUGUUUGCAAUAUGAUCCUUUUCUGCACCAUCAAGCUGGGAUACAGCAGUUACCAAGCAGCCAUGGUGAACACGUGCUUUGUAGGAGCCAGCGUACUUACGCCGGUUCUUGUGGGAUGGUUUGCUGAGACAUGUUUGGGAAGGACAACCGUUCUUUGUUUUUGUGCGCUACUUCAUAUCUUCGGAACCGCCUUGCUUCCUGUGGUCGCAUUCCCUUUUGAGGAUUUCUAUAUAAACACACAUAAUAUUGUGCAUCGACUUGAGCCUCACGAGCAACACGUACUAUUCUACACAGGGCUUGUUGCUGUGGCUCUUGGCAUCGGCGGCAUCCGUGCCAUCCUCUGUCCAAUGGCAGCCUAUCACCUUCAAAGCUGUGAUCAACGCAAGCUCCUGUCCUUCUUCAACUGGUUUUACUGGCUGGUCAACCUGAACUCAACAGUCGUUUUUUUGGGGAUUGCCUACAUUCAGCAGUCAGUUGCCAAAAACCUGUGUUUUCUCAUCCCUUUCACCUCUGUUCUCCUCACUCUCAUCGCCAUUCACAUGGUGCGCAACAAGCUCACGUUCCGUCCAAAAAAAGGCAGUUCCUUGCUAACUACGCUGGGAGUGUUCCUCAAUUCUCUCAAAAUGUGCUGCCUCCAUUAUCGCCAUUUAAGCGGAGAUGUUGGCAGCUGGUUAGACCGUGCCAAGGAAAACAACGGGGGUUGUUACAGUGAGACCAGUGUGGAAAACGUCAAGAUCCUAGUCAAACUUUUCCCUCUCUUUGGACUUCAGCUUUUAUAUCGAGCUUGCAUUACCCAGAUCCCGUCAGGCUAUUAUCUGCAGACGAUGCAUUCCAACUUAAAGCUCAACGGCUUUCUCCUGCCCGUAGCGGUGAUGAAGGUCAUCAGUAUACUGCCGGUGUUGAUCUUAGCACCAGUGCUGGAGUUUCUCAACACAUGCUACCAGUCUCCAAAGAAAAUACUGCCCUCACCAGCCACAUGCAUAACUAUGGGUCAUGCCUGCGCAGCUCUCUCGGCACUACUGGCAGGGAUCUCCGAAAUCCACAGGAAGGAUUAUGCGCAAGUAGAGCAGACGUUAUCGGGAAAGGUCCUGCAUGUGUCCUCUAUGACCUGUUUCCAGCUUACGCCCCAGUACAUUUUACUGGGAGUAGCAGAGGCCUUUGUGACACCAGCAUGCUCUCUCAUAUCCUUCUGUCUGACUCCCAGCAACCUUAGAGGCGUCUCCUUGCACUUCCUAACCCUCUCAUACGGAGGUGGCUGCUUUCUAGGGGCUUUCCUCAUUCACGUUCUUUAUUUCGUGUCGGGAGGAAACUUCUAUCCUAAUAACCUCAGCAGUGGCAACAUGGAGAGGUUCUUCUUUACUCUGGCCACGUUAAUGGCUAUAAACACACUGGUGUUUUGGAGAAUAUCGCAAAGGUACUCGGAUCUGAGCGUGGAGCUGAGUAGCGGGGCAGGAAACAGUCACCUGUACGAGAAACUCCUGCAGUACAAGACCUGCCUCCGUUUUUAUGACACACUGGAUCGCACAGACACCCUGACGUCCAUGGAAACUGUCUUGUGAAUUCGUAUAAACCACGUAAUGCUGGCGUUACACAAGAGACUUUAAACAGACUGAUUUCCAACUAGAGCAAUAGCUGUAAAUAACGCUAUUUAAAUUUAUUUAAAAAAUGUACAUUAUCGUCUUAUGACUGAGGCUGAGUAAAAUGUAUGAUGCUGCUGAUGUGAUAAACUUUAUAACUGCGUUUCUUGAACGUUGUGGGGAAAUAUUUAUAAUAUGAAAAAUCCAACAUCUGUCAGUAGAUGUAAUAUUUCAGAUAAAAAAUAUUAUCCCAACCCACGCAAAAAAAAAAGGGUUUUACAACAGUUGUUUGUUGGGGUGAUACUUUUGGUUGGUCUUUGUUACCUGAAAGCUUAUUGUGUGACCUUUUACCUCACAAUUCUGGCUUUUUCCUCAGAAAAAUGGUAGGAUAAAGCUCUGAAUUCAGAAAUACGAAAGACAACCAUCAUUUUAUUAAUUGCAAAAUAGAUAAUAUUAUAUAUUGUACUUGAAUGCGGCAUUCAAAAGCGCAUCCCGUGCAUUCCUUCUUCAUCUUACGCGCCAGAAAACGUGUGUGUGUGUGUGUG
Messenger RNA from Puntigrus tetrazona (Sumatra barb), 3279 nucleotides. It is a transcript of the gene slc15a5, whose product is annotated as solute carrier family 15 member 5. The transcript has 9 exons. Gene Ontology annotation, biological process: transmembrane transport. Gene Ontology annotation, cellular component: membrane. Gene Ontology annotation, molecular function: transmembrane transporter activity. NCBI's taxonomy places the organism in Eukaryota, Metazoa, Chordata, Actinopteri, Cypriniformes, Cyprinidae. The coding region runs from base 1013 to 2716 and encodes 567 amino acids. The record is from RefSeq and is a predicted model, not a curated record.